AUGAUGCCACCAAAUAUACCACCUGAAAUUCUUUCACAAAUUGCUGAUAAUCUAUCGACAGAAGAUAGGCUUUCUGGCUCUGUUACUUGCAAGGCAUGGAGAUAUCCGUUUCAAGAUUCUCUCUGGAGAGACAUACAGAUCGAUUCCACGGCAGCUCUCGAACAACUAUACAACAGCAUUAAAUCCUCCACAAACACGUUUACACCACACGGUUUUAUGGUGCACAGUCUACGCUUAAUUAGUUACUACAAAAUACCCGAUGAGCAGCAGGAUGCCUUCUUUAGCUAUCUACCAAACCUGAAGUAUCUUGAUCUUGAAAAUCUGUCUUGUAGAGACAUCAAUCUAGAGAUGGCAAAAUCAAGCAAGACGUGGGUGUCUCUGAAAAGCCUGAUAAUAGAAUACAACGGAAGUCGAGGAUGGCCAACUACGAAUGAUCUCAUCAGCCUCCUAGAGACAUGCCCUAUGCUCAAGAAACUCGAAUUCUCGACAAAUUCAUUAAGAAAUGCAAGCAGUUUUGGGUUAAGAGAAUUUGACAGUAUACACCAAACGUUACAACAACUUUCGCACUUCAAAGCUUAUUUAUAUUUUGAACCUGAAAUUCAAUCUACGCUAGACAUAAUCACAAAUACUCUACCAGCAACCACCAUGACAGCCCUCGAUAUAUGGUUUUUUCAGCUGUCCCACGACUGGCUGUACUAUUUUACCUACAAAUAUCCAAACUUGCAGUCUCUGAGAUUGGAUACUUCAGAGUUAUAUCAAAGGUGGACAGAUCAUACCCGGACGCAAAGAGUCACUUAUCAGUAUCCUCCCCACUCAAAGGGAUUCCAGCGCCUGGAAACCCUUGAACUCGUAUCGCCAAACAUCUCAGAAUGGACUCACCUUGUUUUCUGGGAAUUCAUUUAUCCAUUAAAAGCUCCUAUCAAGAACUUGAAGUACAAGGCAGUAUGCGACCACGACGAUUCAUGGUUGGAUGCCCAGCUGUAUGCAACGGAUAUUAAGAGAAUUCUACAAUCUUUUUCAGAAACACUCGAGACUCUUUCCAUCGAAGGAACAGUAUUUUUCGAUAUUAAGCAUGGUCCAGCACUUGAACUAUCUUCUUACGCUCCAUUCUUGAUGGACCUUCAUAUCAAGUCUUGUGGUAUAUCAAUUAACCUGGACAACUUAUUGGACAACUGCAUAUCCCUAAAACGCUUAAGAUAUACUGGUGGGCAGCUGUUGAUUAAUUCCGGCACAACAGAUCAAGAUACAAAAGAACAACAUCAAAACCAAGGACAGCAUCGUAGAUUGCGAAUUCUGGAAUUACAACGGGUUGUCACAAGCGUGGAAACUUUUAGUCGCCUUUCUUUCAGGUGCAGACAUCUGAAAUAUAUGAACUUGAGCUCUUUGUUGAUUAGUGGAUCAAUUUCAAAGAAAACCGGUCGCUUGCUUCUCGAUAUGCCAUAUACUUUUUUCAAGGCAGUGCGCUUAGCCCAUAUCAGAUAUCGUUCACCUUACAAGAGAAUAUAUGGCAACACUAUUAUCAGUAUAACACUCCUGUCUCAAUUGAGCGAUCCUCUGUCACAAUUACCAUUAUCACCUACAAUAUCAGAUAAAGCAAUUCAAAGCGAGCAGGAAAAAGGAGAUCCAGAAUCUCUUGCUGUAGUAACCCAUAAAAAUAUCGCUUGGUUCCACACAUUUCUUAAUGUUGUAUUUGAAACGGAUACCAGAAUAGGCAUCAGGCAGCUUUCAGAACAAGAAGCCAUCACUGCAGUUGAAUACUAUGAAAACUUUCAGUCCAAUACAAAUGGUAAAACGAUAAGAUUAGGGAAGGCAUUGGAUGGGAAUAACCCCAAGAAAGAUUGGGAAAACCAUCUUUGUAGAGGUUAUGGAGAAUUGAGGUGUGGCCAGGUAGAGAAGUAUAUUCUUCCCAGUCAAUCAAAGCAUGAUAGAUACUUCUGGGAUUUGUUGUAUGAAAAUGUCUUUUUAUAA
Messenger RNA from Phycomyces blakesleeanus NRRL 1555(-), 1968 nucleotides. RefSeq lists its product as hypothetical. The coding region runs from base 1 to 1968 and encodes 655 amino acids. Gene Ontology annotation, molecular function: protein binding. The record is from RefSeq and is a predicted model, not a curated record. Lineage: Eukaryota; Fungi; Mucoromycota; Mucoromycetes; Mucorales; Phycomycetaceae. The transcript has a single exon.